Callithrix jacchus (white-tufted-ear marmoset) is the source of this 1292-nucleotide messenger RNA. RefSeq names its product coenzyme Q4 (gene COQ4). Gene Ontology annotation, biological process: ubiquinone biosynthetic process. The record is from RefSeq and is a predicted model, not a curated record. NCBI's taxonomy places the organism in Eukaryota, Metazoa, Chordata, Mammalia, Primates, Cebidae. Gene Ontology annotation, cellular component: mitochondrial inner membrane; mitochondrion.
GUGGUUUUUGACCCCUCCGACGCUCCGUCUUCGGAGGGGCUUCGCGGCGUUCUCCGUGUCCGCCCAUCCUUCGCGGACGCCCGCUGCCAUGGCGACUGUGCUGCACGCGGUCUUGCGCCAGUUUCGUUGGCUCCCCGGCCGCCCGAGGCCUGCGACAGAAAUGCCGUUCCGAGCAAGGAGCGACGGCGUCGGCCUGCUGUAUCCGCACCACAUCCCCACCUCCCCGCUGCAGAAAGCGCUGCUGGCCGCGGGUUCCGCGGCUAUGGCGCUCUAUAACCCCUACCGCCACGACAUGGUUGCAGUUCUAGGGGAGACCACGGGACACCGAACCCUGAAGGUCCUCAGGGACCAGAUGAGGAGGGAUCCAGAGGGUGCCCAGAUCCUGCAGGAGCGUCCCCGGAUUUCGACAUCCACCCUCGACCUGGGCAAGCUCCAGAGCCUACCAGAGGGCUCCCUGGGCCGCGAAUAUCUCCGUUUUCUGGAUGUGAACAGGGUCUCCCCAGACACCCGAGCACCCACCCGCUUCGUGGAUGAUGAGGAGCUCGCAUACGUGAUUCAGCGGUACCGGGAGGUGCACGACAUGCUCCACACCGUGCUGGGGAUGCCCACCAACAUCCUGGGGGAGAUCGUGGUGAAAUGGUUUGAGGCUGUCCAGACUGGCCUGCCCAUGUGCAUCCUGGGUGCACUCUUUGGACCAAUCCAACUCAGUGCUCAGAGCCUGCAAGUGUUGAUCUCAGAGUUGAUCCCAUGGGCCAUUCAGAAUGGGCGCAGAGCCCCAUGUCUCCUCAACCUGUACUAUGAGCAGCGCUGGGAGCAGCCCCUGAGGGCUUUGCAGGAGGAGCUGGGAAUUACCGCACCACCCAUACACAUCCAAGGCUUGGCCUGAGCUCCUGAGCCAGUGGGGCCUGGCCUGCCUCCACCCACUGCUUCCCUUGGGGGCAGAAGGCUUUGUUCCUCUUCUUUGAACACUGACCCUUGGACUACAUUUAUCAUAAUUUGUCAUAGCCACUGCUGAGUGGCCUUGAGGACCAACCCCCAGGGAGCAAGCAGUACAGUGGGACUCCCAGGGGAACCAGCAGCUCCCCAAAAAGAACCGUGCAUGAACAGCUGUAAGUCAUCUGGGCUCAUGCUGGGAUGCUGGAGAUCUACGCUCCUGUCCCAGACUCCUCCCAGGCAGCCAGGUUUGCUGGGUGUCCUCACAGGAGUGAGGCUACACCCACUUCCAAAAGCCUGAGAAGAGGGAAGCAGAGUGGGAGGCAAGUGUUUAUGAAUAAAGGCUCCCAUUAGGUCAA